Messenger RNA from Phaeodactylum tricornutum CCAP 1055/1, 756 nucleotides. RefSeq lists its product with no specific name. Bases 1 to 756 code for a protein of 251 amino acids. The transcript is spliced from 2 exons. NCBI's taxonomy places the organism in Eukaryota, Bacillariophyta, Bacillariophyceae, Surirellales, Neidiaceae. The record is from RefSeq and is a predicted model, not a curated record.
AUGAUUCGAAAACUUGGCUUACUCUGCUCGGUGUUCGUCCUGGUGCAGCACACGGUAUCGGCGUUUCAAGUAUCGGGAGUGACCGAUACCUGGUUCCAUUCACGCAAGUUCUCCUCCGUUUGGCAUUUCGGCAAGCAAAAGAAUGGACGUGGUAAAACUAUGCAAGGUCAAAAUAUGUUACCGAUGGAUUUAACCACCGACACGAUCGCCAUAACGACGACGAUAAGCGGCACUUGGCUCGCCGAAGUCCCCGUCUCACCGGAACCGAUCCACACGGCUUUUACCGUCGCCACCUUUCUACCCCAACCAUUUUGGCUUCUUAUGAUCGCUCUCCCCAACAAUCCGAUUACCAAGAAAAUAAUGGGUGGACUUGAUAUUCCUUUGCUAUGCUGCUUGGUACACUUCUUCAUUGUGGCUACUUCAAUUGUCCAGCAAGGAGCAGGAGUAACGGCACCGCUUUCCGAGUUUAACAACGUCUUUGAUCCCAGUGGCGACCCUCAAAAAGCUUUUAUGGGAAUGACUUCGAAUUAUCCAAAUUUUGUCGCGGAGGAAUGGUCGCACGUGUUGACCUGGGAUAUCUUCGUGGGCCGCUAUGUGUGGAUGGACGGUCUGAAACGUGGCAUCUUUACUGCUCCAGCCGUUCUCUUUUGUAACCUCAUUGGACCUCCCGGUUUGUUGAUUCACUGGAUCACUUGUAAGCUCUCCGGCAAGCCCAUCUUUGAACCCUCCGAAAAACAAGAGUUUGAAAAUCUCUGA